GCGGGAGGCGGGGCCGUGACGUCACCGGCAGGCGCGGGGCAGCCGGGCGCCGCAGUGCGGGCAGGAGGCGGCGGCGGCGGCGGCGGCGGCUGGGCCUGCGCGUACCUGUGCGGCCGCGCGAUGGUGCGCUUCGGGCUGACCGUCGUCCGGCACGGAGAAACAAGAUACAACAAAGACAAGAUACUGCAAGGUCAAGGAGUGGAUGAGCCGCUUUCUGCAACUGGUUUCAGACAAGCAGAUGCUGCUGGUUUAUUUCUCAGUAAUGUGAAGUUUACUCAUGUCUUUUCAAGUGACCUCCUUCGAGCAAAGCAGACUGCUGCCACAAUUCUAGGAAAAAAUAAGUUUUGCAAAGAUUUGGAAAUCAAGUAUGAUGCAAGACUUCGAGAGAGAAAAUACGGUGUUGCAGAAGGAAGGCCUUUGACUGACCUCAAGGCUAUGGCAAAGGCUGCCGGAGAGCAGUGUCCUUCAUUCACACCUUCUGGAGGAGAAACACUGGAUGAAGUAAGAGAACGUGCAAGGGAUUUUUUUGAAUUUCUGUGUCAGCUAGCUGUUGAAUUGGAACAGAAGGAGCAAGAUGUGCAUGGUGCAGCAAGCAGAAGCUCAGGCGCAUCUGAAGAACAGUUAGUUUUCCCAUGGACAAACCACUGCAGUGAAGCAGAACUUAGCUCUGGUAACAGUGGAGCUUCUAAAAUGUUAGAUGCCAAUAUAUUAGUGGUGAGUCAUGGAGCCUACAUGAGGAACUGGAUUGGUUAUUUUGUUUCAGAUCUAAACUGUACUUUACCAACAAAUUUAACAAAGUCUCAGUUGUCUUCUGUCAGUCCCAAUACAGGAGUUAGUCACUUCAUUAUAAAACUUGAAAACGGAAAUUUGUUAAAACCUGAAAUAACAUGUGUUUGUCUUAAUCAAGACUCUCACUUAGUGGAUGUGGGAGCUGAAUGUGUAGCUCCAAAAGUGUUUUAAGUGUCUCUGUAGGGGAAGUGGGUUUAGAUCACCGUAAUACUAAGCGUGGGAAAGGUAUGUGUAGUCAUUACUGAGAUUGACUGGAGUUAUUGACACUAAACUGGAAAAUCGAAGACAUACAACUGCUUACCAUCUUAAAAUAACACAAUUUGCAUGGUCAUAGUGCCCGACAUAAGUUGGCACUAGAGAAAUAACACAAAUGUUCUUUUUGAACAGAGCCAUACUUCAGUCACUUGCAUAUCUGCUCCUAGAGCGCAUAUUUUUAAAAACUUCUUUUGAUUAGUCGGUAAUUAUUUUGGUUAUCUCCAGAUAGAGGAGCUGGGGAGGGGAGAGGAAUGGUACCUCAAGGAUGACCUAUACUGUAUUCUUGUUUUAUUACAAAAUGCUAUAUUGUAAUAUUAAACAUACAUGCUGUCUUAAAAUAACUUUUUUUAAUGCAGUAGUAUAACCUAAAAAGGAGCAUUGCCUAGUGGAAAAGGUUUGGUACAGUCAGGGGACGUGUUCCUGGCUUUGAUACUAAAUAGCUGUGAGACUCUUUUCCAUUUGUAAAACAGGGACAAUGAUAUACCUACCUCGCAGGAGUGUUUUGUAAGAAAUUGUUAGUGUUGUUGAGGCUUCUGUUGAAGAGCACUGUACACAAACAUAUAGUAUUUAUUUUUAACUGUAAGCAGGACGAGGAACCUCAUGUGCGCAUUGUUGAAAUAACGGUCUCUCUUCUGAAAAGGAACCUUCUCAACAGGGUGAGUUGCACCCGACUAGAAUCCUGUUGCCAGUUGCAGCCAUAUACUUGGUGGAUGAAUAUUUUUGCCUAGAAUUAGGCAAGUUUGAUUGCUUGAUGGUUGCUUAUAGUUGCUGUUAGUACUGUAUUCUUUCCCCGCUGGGGUGUUUGUAGUGUUACUGUGUAAGCUUAUCUGACUUAUGUUAUUUAUAACAUCCACAUACUUUUUCUUCAUUUGCAUAUUUUAAGCCUGUUUAAAAAAAAUUAAAAUUAAAGGGUCCUGAAUAGAACUCCA
This is a messenger RNA of Phalacrocorax carbo (great cormorant), 1973 nucleotides long. NCBI's taxonomy places the organism in Eukaryota, Metazoa, Chordata, Aves, Suliformes, Phalacrocoracidae. The record is from RefSeq and is a predicted model, not a curated record.